GGGAAAUGUUCAUCUUGAAGGAUUGGUUGUGAUCGGGAGGGAUCGCGGAUCGUUAAAUCGGACCAUCUGUGUUAUGUAACCCGCCGUGGAGCCCGCUGGGUCGGCCGUGCGGUUGACGUUACAUCGUGACGACGUGUGAUUGUUGAAGACGCACGGGGACCUGACAUCUUCACCAGGGAUGGAUGAGCGCUCCACGACCAGGAGACACCCCGAUGCUCCGCUCAGUGCGUGCGAGGAGCCCGUGAUGCGGCAGAGAGGGAGACGCUCUCCCUCCGCCUUCGUGCAGCACCAGUGAUCCGGGGGAUGCGGUUUUCCGGCGCCGUCGGUCGCUGACUGACUGACUGAGCCUGUGCGCCGACACCAGGAGGAGGAGGAGGAAGGAACAUACUGGGUCUCUGCUGGAGGUAUCACUCGGAACCAUGGCGGGCGCGAAGCUGACGCCCUCGCCCUCGGAGAUCGACCCAGACGUCAAGACCGAGGUGCAGAAAACCCCGGAGCCCACCUGGGUCAACCCCUCCAGCCCUCUCCGGACCACGGGCUCUUUCGGAAGCGAUGCCGGCCAAAGGUAUCAGGAGGAGUACAGUAUGGACUCGACCAAUGCCCAGGUGCAGGUGGAGUUCUAUGUGAAUGAAAACACCUUCAAGGAGAGGCUGAAGCUUUUCUUCAUCAAAAACCAAAGGUCAAGCCUGAGAAUUCGCCUGUUCAACUUCUCUCUGAAGAUUCUCACCUGUGUCCUGUACAUAGUGAGAGUGACCCUGGAUGACCUCAAUGCCAACGGUAACCCAUGCAAUGCAAUGUGUCGCAACAGCAGUUUGACAAAUACAACAGAGUCACAAGAAAUCGAUUGGAAUCUGAUUUUCUGGGUGGACAGACGUGAUUCUGUUUGGGCGAUACAGGUGACAGUGGCCUUAAUCGGUUUCUUGGAGACCAUGCUUAUCACAUAUCUCAGCUACAAGGGGAACAUUUGGGAGCAGAUCUUCCAGAUAUGCUUCAUAUUGGAGAUGAUCAAUACAGUGCCAUUCAUAAUCACCAUUUUCUGGCCUCCAUUGAGAGACAUAUUCGUCCCUGUAUUUCUUAAUUGCUGGCUUGCCAAAGGUGCCCUGGAGAACAUGAUCAAUGAUUUCCAUCGAGCCAUCCAGAGGACCCACUCUGCUGUGUUCAACCAGGUGAUCAUCCUCGUCUGCACCUUGAUGUGUCUGGUUUUCACAGGAGCUUGUGGUAUCCAGCACCUCGAGAGAGCUGGGAAGAAACUGACCUUGUUUGACUCGUUCUAUUUCUGCAUCGUCACCUUCUCCACUGUGGGCUACGGGGACGUCACGCCACAGAUCUUGCCGUCCAAGCUGCUGGUGGUAAUUCUCAUCUGUGUUGCCCUGGUGGUCCUCCCACUGCAGUUUGAAGAACUAGCAUACCUGUGGAUGGAGAAACAGAAGUUAGGAGGGAACUACAGCCGCCACCGGGCGCAGACGGAGAAGCAUGUGGUGUUGUGUGUCAGCUCGCUGAAGAUCGACCUGCUGAUGGAUUUCCUUAACGAGUUCUACGCUCAUCCCAGACUACAGGACUAUUACGUGGUGAUUCUCUGUCCGACAGAGAUAGACAUUCAGGUUCGCCGCAUCCUCCAAAUCCCUCUGUGGUCCCAGAGGGUCAUCUACCUGCAGGGGUCUGCCCUCAAAGACCAGGACCUGAUGAGGGCCAAGAUGGAUGAUGCUGAGGCCUGCUUCAUCCUGAGCAGCAGGAACGAAGUCGACCGAACUGCUGCCGAUCACCAGACUAUUUUGAGGGCCUGGGCUGCAAAGGACUUUGCUCCAAACUGUCCCCUCUACGUCCAGAUUCUCAAACCAGAAAAUAAAUUUCAUGUCAAGUUUGCUGAUCAUGUAGUCUGUGAAGAGGAGUUCAAAUAUGCAAUGUUGGCGCUCAACUGUGUUUGUCCAGCCACGUCCACCUUAGUCACUCUCUUGGUUCACACCUCCAGAGGACAGGAGGGGCAGCUGUCACCUGAGCAUUGGCAGAAGAUGUACGGACGCUGCUCGGGAAACGAGGUCUACCACAUCCGUUUGUGUGACAGCAAGUUCUUUGGGGAGUAUGAUGGAAAAAGCUUCACCUACGCCUCCUUCCAUGCACAUAAGAAGUACGGUGUAUGUUUGAUCGGAGCAAAGAGGGAGGACAACAAGAGCAUCCUCCUCAACCCCGGCCCCCGCCACAUCAUGUCUGCCACUGACACAUGCUACUACAUCAACAUCACCAAGGAGGAGAACUCGGCCUUCAUCUUCAAACAGGAGGAGAAGCACAGCAAAGGUCUGUCCGUCUCCGGCCUCUACGACGCCCCCUCCAGGCUGCCUGUGCACAGCAUCAUCGCCAGCAUGGUUGAUCAGGCCACUUCAUAUGGAACCGUAGCCAUAGAUCUCCAGAACCCCGAUCCGCCCGAGGAAAGCAAUAAACUGACCUUGCCGACGGAGAACGGAAGCCGCAGGCCGAGCAUCGCACCGGUCCUCGAGAUCGCAGACUCCUCCGCCAUUCUGCCCUGCGACCUCCUCAGCGACCAAUCGGAGGAUGAGACCAACCAGUCGGACGAAGAGGGUUCUGUGGGGUCAGAUUUUGUGAAGGGCUACCCUCCUAACUCGCCCUACAUCGGCAGCUCUCCAACUCUGUGCCACCUCCUGCCGCAGAAGGCUCCGUUCUGCUGCCUUCGCCUCGACAAGGGCUGCACACAUAGCAGCUUUGAGGACGCUAAAGCGUACGGCUUCAAGAACAAGCUGAUUAUAGUGUCUGCUGAGACGGCGGGAAACGGCCUCUACAACUUCAUUGUCCCCCUGCGUGCGUACUAUCGGCCCAGGAAGGAGCUCAACCCCAUAGUGCUGCUGCUGGAUUACCCGCCUGACAACCAUUUCUUAGAGGCCAUUUGCUGCUUUCCGAUGGUUUACUUCAUGGCUGGCACCAUCGAUAACCUGGACAACCUGCUGCAGUGUGGGAUCAUCUACGCCGACAACUUGGUGGUUGUGGAUAAAGAGAGCACCAUGAGCGCUGAGGAGGACUACAUGGCCGACGCCAAGACCAUUGUCAACGUCCAGACUAUGUUCAGGUUGUUCCCCAGCCUCAGCAUCAUCACCGAGCUCACACACCCGUCCAACAUGAGGUUCAUGCAGUUCAGAGCCAAGGACUGCUACUCGCUCGCUCUCUCCAAACUGGAGAAGAUAGAGCGAGAUAAGGGCUCCAACCUGGCCUUCAUGUUCCGGCUGCCGUUUGCUGCAGGCAGGGUUUUCAGUAUCAGCAUGUUGGACACGCUGCUUUACCAGUCAUUUGUUAAGGACUACAUGAUCGCCAUUGCGAGGCUUCUGCUCGGUCUGGACACCACGCCUGGCUCUGGGUACCUGUGUGUAAUGAAGAUCACAGAGGAGGAUCUGUGGAUCAGGACUUACGGCCGACUCUUUCAGAAACUCUGCUCCUCCAGCGCCGAGAUCCCCAUCGGGAUUUACCGCACAGAGUCGCACAUGUUCUCGACCUCAGAGUGCAAGGACAGUUAUGCACAGUCUCAGGUGUCCGUCAACGUGGAGCAUGGUGAUGAGCAUCGAGAGCGCAGAGAUACCUGGAAGGAGAAGGUGGCCCACAGAAACUCCACCACCAGCGACCAAUCGGAACACCCGCUGCUCAGGAAGAAGAGCAUGCAGUGGGCGCGGCGUCUGAGCAGGAAGAACGCUAAGCCAUCAAGUCGAGCAGAGCGCAUCUCGCAGCAGAGACUCAACCUGUACAGACGCUCUGAGCGGCAGGAGCUGUCCGAACUCGUCAAGAAUCGCAUGAAGCACCUGGGCCUGCCCACCGUCGGAUACGAGGAUGUUUCUAAUCUCACUGCGAGCGAUGUCAUGAAUCGAGUAAAUCUAGGAUAUUUGCAAGACGAGAUGAACGACCACCAGAACACGCUGUCGUACGUCCUCAUCAAUCCUCCUCCCGACACCAUGCUGGAGCUCAACGACAUUGUGUACAUUAUCCGGUCCGACCCGCUGGCUCACAUGCCGGAGGACUCGCAAGUGGGGCAGGCUCGAGGCACCAGGAAUCAACAGGAGUUUGGCACAGAGACGAGAGACGAGACCCACCUCUGAAACCCCCGCCAGUGCUUCACACUCUGACCCUUAACCCUCUCAGCUCAGAGCUUGUUUGUCUCACAAAGAUGAAGGUUUGUCCCGGGGCCAAGAACAAGCGUCCACAGUGAAUGUGCAUUAGUUGUCUCUCAGCCUCAGACCAGAAGCAAUGAAUAUAUGAAGGGACUGUGCUGAGAGACCUGCUGUUUCCCACUGAGCUGCUACAGAAGGAUGCAUGAAGAGUGCCUCGUCAUCGCCCCCUACUCCCCCUCACACGCCCACGGAACGAGCACACGUCGCCCUCGCCAAACAACCUGAGAAGCAGGCACUGCUAACGACUCCCAAACCAAAAGUCUGAGGGAUGUGAUCGCUGUUGUGAGAGGUGUCAACGGUUUUCUGUUAUUUUUCUUCUUCUCACUUCACUCAUGCCACUCUUUUUUACUUCUGACAAUUAGUUUCCUGAGCAUUGAAGAUAAAAUAUGAUCAAGUGAAAAAACAGAACAUGACAUUUACACAGGAACGUAAAAUUGAAGGUUUACGGUUAAAUGGCGUCAAAAGGAAACGUGACAGUAAAUCAGCUGUUUCGUUUCUUUUUAUUCCCUUUUUUCCUUUUUGCUUUAAUCCCUGUCCGUCGUCAGUCAUGUUUUAUGAAGAGAAACAUCAUCCAUUCAUACAUUCACCAUGAAAUCAUAGCACACGUGAACUUUAAUUUAGUUUUUAUUCUCUUUAUCUGACGGGACUUUCAUUGUCGUAAUGAUCAUCUAUAAUUAUUUACGCUACAUUCACACUUUGAUCAACCCACUGCGUCAUCCUUCUCUGCUGUGUUUUUGGAAACUGAACUUUUUCUUGUUGUAAUUGUUGAAAAGUGAUUAUUGUUCAUUUAUUUUACUAUUUAUUUGAAUCAUAUCUACUCUACUGUAUGUGCCAUUUUUGUUCACUUUAUUUCUCGUAUUUUUUAUAUUAUGUAU
Molecule: messenger RNA, 5038 nt
Organism: Paralichthys olivaceus (Japanese flounder)
Lineage: Eukaryota; Metazoa; Chordata; Actinopteri; Pleuronectiformes; Paralichthyidae
Source: RefSeq, a predicted model, not a curated record